Messenger RNA from Notothenia coriiceps (black rockcod), 4827 nucleotides. Its product is annotated as probable phospholipid-transporting ATPase IH. Gene Ontology annotation, molecular function: ATP binding; ATPase-coupled intramembrane lipid carrier activity; ATP hydrolysis activity. The record is from RefSeq and is a predicted model, not a curated record. The transcript has 15 exons. Gene Ontology annotation, biological process: phospholipid translocation. The coding region runs from base 415 to 2151 and encodes 578 amino acids. NCBI's taxonomy places the organism in Eukaryota, Metazoa, Chordata, Actinopteri, Perciformes, Nototheniidae. Gene Ontology annotation, cellular component: endoplasmic reticulum; plasma membrane; recycling endosome.
GAGUGUUGCCACUACACCGAAAGGGCCACCGCUGUAACACAGGACACACACAGCCUCCAUGAGGGACCGUCUCCUGCCAGAAUAACACAGUUAAACAACCGAGGAGUAACCGGGAUCCCCGCCCAGACGUUUGGAGGUCGGGGAAAUUCCCCCGGAGAUGUAGCCAGCAGUGCGGCUGUGGGUCGGUGUGUUCGCUCGGUCCCUGCAUGGCUCUUCCAGGGGAUGCCAUGAAAAUUAGAAGAGCCGACUGAGAGCCCACUGCUCCUCGCUAUCUCAGACACGGUGGCGGCGGCAGAGGUGGAGAGCGAUGGAUCCUGGUGGAAAGAUCCAAAUUAGGUAGCGUUUACGAAGAGAACCGAGGAGAGGAGAGCGUCUCCGUUUUGCAGUUUACUCGCCGCCGGAGCCGUCUUAAGGAUGGAUUUCACCCAGCUUCGGAACAUCAUCAGCAGAUACUGUGUGGGGGAGGAAAUCUGGGUGGACAGUCGGACGGUGUACAUCGGCCAUAAAGAGCCUCCUCCGGGAGCUGAGGCCUACAUCCCUCAGCGUUACCCCGACAACCGCAUCGUCUCCUCCAAGUACACCUUCUGGAACUUCGUCCCCAAGAAUCUAUUCGAGCAGUUCAGAAGAAUCGCUAACUUCUACUUCUUGGUUAUAUUUCUGGUUCAGCUCAUCAUCGACACCCCCACCAGCCCUGUCACCAGCGGCCUGCCCCUCUUCUUCGUUAUCACCGUCACCGCAAUAAAACAGCCUGUGAUAUUCUCUCCCAGGUUGUCAAUGGACUGCCUGAACUUCGGUCUGAUCAUCGACGGGGCCACGCUGUCUGCAAUCCUGAAGGCGAACCAGGAGGGCGUCGGCUGUGGAAACUACAGAGAGAUCUUUCUGGAGAUCUCUCGCAACUGUAGCGCCGUGCUCUGCUGCCGCAUGGCGCCGCUGCAGAAAGCCCAGAUUGUGAAGCUGAUUAAAGCUUCCAAGGAGCAUCCCAUAACCCUCGCUGUUGGAGAUGGUGCCAACGAUGUCAGCAUGAUCCUGGAAGCACAUGUGGGCAUCGGCAUCAUGGGUAAAGAAGGCCGACAGGCGGCGAGGAACAGUGACUACGCCAUCCCGAAGUUCAAACACCUGAAGAAGAUGCUGCUUGUUCACGGCCACUACUACUACAUCCGGAUUGCAGAGCUCGUUCAGUACUUCUUCUACAAGAAUGUAUGCUUCAUCUUCCCUCAGUUCCUUUACCAGUUCUUCUGCGGGUUCUCCCAGCAGCCUCUGUACGACACGGCGUAUUUGACGUUGUACAACAUCAGCUUCACCUCGCUCCCCAUCCUCCUCUACAGCCUGGUGGAGCAACACGUCACCAUGGAUACGCUAAAGAGGGACCCCUCCUUGUACAGGGACAUAGCGAAGAACUCGCUCCUCCGAUGGCCCGUCUUCCUCUACUGGACGUGCCUGGGUCUGUUUGACGCUGUUAUCUUCUUCUUUGGUGCCUACUUCCUGUUUGACAACACCACCUUUACCAGCAACGGCCAGCUUAUGACCACCAACACACAGAUGAUGUUUGGGAACUGGACCUUCGGGACUCUGGUCUUUACUGUGCUGGUGUUCACCGUAACGCUCAAGCUUGCUUUGGACACACACCACUGGACCUGGAUCAAUCACUUUGUCGUCUGGGGGUCGCUACUUUUCUACGUUAUUUUCUCUCUUCUGUGGGGAGGAAUCAUUUGGCCCUUCCUGAACUACCAGAGGAUGUACUACGUGUUCAUGCAGAUGCUGUCCAGCGGCCCGGCCUGGCUCAGCAUCAUCCUGCUCAUCACGGUCAGCCUGCUGCCAGAUGUCAUAAAGAAAGUCCUCUGCAGGGCCUUGUGUCCCACAGCCAUCGAACGCGCACAGGAUCAUGAGAAGCUGUCGGUGGCUGUCGUGGCCGAGUCGACUCCACUGUCCUCUCGUCGGUCCUGCAAAGGCGCGAGCACAGACUCAUCCCGCCUCCACCUGGCCGCUGCAGAGGUGCUGUCGCUGCGCAGGUCUGAUUCCCUUCCCCAGAAACUACUGGUGCACUUGACAGAGGGUGGAGGGGCAGACCUGCGCCCUCUCAGCCCCUACAUGCUCCGUCUAUCAGGGGCGGGAUUCGCCUACUACGCUCCAGGGCCGGAGACCUCCGUGUGAACCAGGCUCUGUAACUGUGUGCGUGUGGAUCUGAUGGGAUGAAACGUAGCAGGAUGUGCGACCAAGGUCUGUGUCUCAAGGAGCGAGGAUUUAUCGAGCAAAACAUAAACAUGUUCACACACACGUCAACCUCCAUGCUGAGUUCACCAUGUGCAUUUUCUGGGCUACACCUGAGUGAACAACCCUUUAUAUAUUACAGCCCUGACGCCUCAUCUUCAUACUUUGUUAACUAUUUUUUUAUUCAGUGUCAUCCCCAAGUCGUAUCAAAGUUCCUACUCAAAAUCUUACUUGAAAAAGUCUAAGAACAAAAGGGGAACUUGUGCAGAGGUGCAUUGUUUCAUGCACUAAGGAACUGUUUUAACAUGUUAACAGGCCUUUUUAUAUUCCUCGUUCUUAUUUUCAGUUCUUGCCUGUUCCUCCACUUUUGUGUCCUUUUUGCUUCUUUGUGAAUGUUUGUUUAAAAAACAUAUGUACAGUAGUCUGGCCAAGUUAGGGGCAGCCGUCAAGCUCAGCCCUUUAGGUGUGCGUGAGUGUGCAUGUGCGCGAGUGUAUGCAUGAUAUUUGCCUGUUACCGUAUGUUUGUACGUGACACACCUUUGCCUUACAGGUAGCCACACAGCAGCAGGCUAGGAGCCAAAGGAGAAAGGUUUUUAAAAAAACACACACACACACACAUCAGCUAAAGGGAGAGAAACUGGGGAAAUCUGAAGAGGGAUGUGCAGUAUUCUCGCCGUCCUGCCUUAAUUCAUACAUUUUUUGUGGACUAUAUUUCUAGUUUGUUUUGUGAGUGGACAGGGGAUUUAGAGGGCAUACUUGUCUGGUACAGUGUGUCCGUUAUUGUUUUUCUUUUUCUCUCACAAUUGUGUCCACUUUCUUACCUACCAGUGUAGCAUGUCGGGUCUCCCUGCUGCAUGCUGACCUGCUCUUCUUCUUCUUCUCUGUUUUUCCUUUAUCUUCCUUCGUCCCAAACAACAUUCUUCAUAAACCACAUCUCAACAUUCUUUUCUUUCUCCCAAGAAAGAGCACACUGUACCCACUCCUGCCCUCAUGUGGCCGUUAAGGGUAACAACAGCAGCCCAAUACUUUAUUUAUGGAUGUCUAUUCCUCUAUGUUGCAUUGUGCUUGUGUGUUUGCUGCCAUGCUAUUUGUUAAGAAAAAUGUACUGUAAGAAUGCUAAUGUCAUGCUGUCACCUUAUAAGGCUUUUAUCUCUGUGUUGCAUUAUCCAUGAGUUUUUUGUCUGUAUUCUAAAAUUAUUGAUGGCGGUUACUGUUGAUGUAUGGAUGUAACUUAAAAAACAACUUUUGAUAUAUUAUUAUAGUGAGAUUGGGUGUUAUAUUAGACUGUUGUGAGUAGGAGGGAGACUUGAAUCGGCGAUGUCACAAUCAAAUCACUAGAAUGUCGAACUGAUUUAUCCAUCAUGUCCUCCAGCUGACGAUUGUAGCUCAUAAUGGAUGAACCCCUUUUCUGCAUUUCUAACAUCCUCUAAAGUCCUCUUUGUCCAAAGCAUAUCUGUCGUGUUGCACAGCAAGUGACAGACUCGGGAAGUCUUGAAUGUCAGAUUACGAAGCAUUUUUGUAUGUUUAUACAGUUUAUUUUCAUACACAUCACCAUCUGCCAACAUGUAUAGAUUUAAAAAACAAUUGUUCAGUAUUUUUUUACUGGGGCACAGAUAAUAUAUCAGUUUGAUUGGAGGUCUGGAUCUGUCUCAGUUUUCAUUUAAAGCCCACAAGCCUCUACAAGUGUUUGAACUUGGAGGGGCUCAACGUCCUGACCUCAGUAGAUUAUUAGAAGGGCCUUGGUGCUUGUUAUGCAGUGUCCCACCUCACUGUGCUGUUGCCAUACUGUUUCAGACGUUUUCUACAUGUCACACAUACCAAUCGUACCACUAUAGCUACAGUAUAAGGUCUAUAUUACUUUAUUUUAUUUAAUGGGGAAUUCUUUGGAGUCAUUCUUUAAACACAGUUUAUCUGAGUCCUCCACAGCUCAGUUUUUCUCUUCUACUUGUCAUUUUUGUUUUGUCCAUUGUGAAUAUUUAUUUUGUUACUUUUGUAUCCCAGAGAGAAGACUAUAUUUGAACUCUGUUAGAAUGUGUGUUCAAGUUUGUAACCAAAAUUAGAGCAUACGUUAUAUGAUUCAGUAGAGAUUUACUUAUAGGUCUACACACUGCACUUUCUACAACAGAUCAGUUUCUCCCUAAAAAGAAAAGGUCUAUUAUCUGUGGACUGGGGUUUAUAAGUGUUCACUCUUCCUCACAAGUUAUUUUUCUAAGAAGAAUGUAGUGGGUGAGAAAAAAAAGUGACCAAAUAACUUGACUAGGAACGGACUGUCUGUAGCCUCUGUCUCAAAUGGGUUUUAUCGCACCAGCCUUUUACUGCUGAUCAGAAUGUCAAACUGCUUUUUCUAAGUCCAUCAGCAGGACAGCAGGUGCUCAUCUCGUCACUCCUGAGCUUGGAAAAUGUCUGAAAUGUCGACUUGUGUGCUCUGAGCAGCACGCCUCAUAGCAUACCUUCAGUACAGCACUGUUUGUAUUACUAAACAGGUUUUGAGAAUUAACUUUUUUUUUUGGAUAAAGAUUUUAAAAGUUCACCUGUUCACUUUUUGCCAGCCUGUCUGUAGCAAACGAAGGCAAAGCACUGUAUUGUCAUUAUGCUUGUAAUAAAGAAAGAUUGAAAACA